AUGACUGAAUCAAACAACAGUAAUCUAGCUCCUGACUCGAACAUAUCAGUUCCAGUCGUGGAAGAGGGUAGUGGCAAGCCCACUGUGGAGAGCACGACGGAGGUCUCGUCGCCAGUGAAACCUGAUGCAAAAUCUGAUGCAAAAUCUGGGAGUACGGCGACUGGCGCUGUCGAAGCUACUUCCACGGAGAUGAAAGACGAGGUAUCAAAUGAAGGAGAUCAUAGACGUGAGCAGCGUCCACGAGUGAGUCUGGUCGUUCCUGACGCGACUGGUGGCUCUGAUGUGUCGACUCACAAGCCGUUGAAGCAUCCCAACCGUCUCAUGCCCAAAGGUCUCUCUACGCUAGGCGAUGAGAUGCCUCAAUAUACCAGGAGCGUAACCACAGCUAGUGGCUCACAGAGUGGGUGGAAUGCUACUAAGAGGGGAUGGAAUGCUAAGAAGGAUCGCUCCAAAAUUCUCGGCCGAGCAAUGACUCAUCAGGUCGGCUCUAACUACGACAGAGAGCUCCAUUGGCUCAAGCCGUAA
This is a messenger RNA of Perkinsus marinus ATCC 50983, 525 nucleotides long. RefSeq lists its product as hypothetical. NCBI's taxonomy places the organism in Eukaryota, Perkinsozoa, Perkinsida, Perkinsidae. The record is from RefSeq and is a predicted model, not a curated record. The transcript has 3 exons. Bases 1 to 525 code for a protein of 174 amino acids.